AUAAAUAAUGCACUUUCAUGAGCUAGCAGAAUAAAAAUUGAUUAUUUGCAUGCUUGUGGUUGCAAUAAAUGUGAAUUGAAAUGAUUCUAAGUUGUGAAAAUAAAAAAUAAAAUAAAGUAAUGGUAAAAUUUUUAAAGUCCACAGGAAUAUUUACACAUUUGCAGAAUGAAAAAAAUCAGUAACAGUUUAAUAAUAAAAUUACAAUUAUUAAGCUUUUUUUAAACAGAAGUUAGUUUUUAAAAAAAUUGAACUGACGGCAAUAAUAAUGGGGUCAUAUUACAUUCUGUACUACUUUGGAAUGCGUGCCCUAGUUCGUAAAUUAAUCCUAUUACCAGACUGUUAUUUAUUGUCUCAUAAUCGCAUAUAAAUAUUCAACACCCCUAAGAAUGCUUACGAAAUAAUGUAACUUGUUAUUAUCGAUAUCAAAUUCUAUAUUUAAACACAUAUAGCUACUUUAUUCCUCAAAGUUGUUUGACAAAUUUUGUACUUUUUACCUGUUUUAACUUACAAUUUUACAUAAAAUUAAUGUUUAAAAGUUUACAUUUGUGAUUUUGCAUAUUAAAAUCUGUAAAAGUUUACAUUUAUUUAACUCUACUUAAGUGCUUGUUACUUCGCAGGUACAAUAAACGCUAUUUGUGAUAAGUAGUAACUUGCAUGGGAAAAUUUUUUAUUUACUUAAUAUAGGACGAUUUAAUUUAUCGUUUAUCUAGGAGAAAAAAUGGGUGUUAAAAAGCCUGGUCAAUUUUUGACGAUGGUGGAAUGUAAACCAAAGGAGUAGUGGUGCGUUGAUGCGUUAAUCGGUUGUGAAAUUUACAAUAUAACAAGGUCUUGACGUUCACUGUCUACAUAUCUACCUGUAUGGGAAAGAUGGAUUUUGUAGUUAGUUUAAAGUGAUAUUGAAAAUUAUAGAUAUUUAAAUUUGUGAUUUGUUUUGAUAUAUUUUAAAGAGGAAGAAGAAUGAGUUGGCUUAGAUCAAAAUCGUAUUCUCUGAAGGUCAGUUUGAAAAAGCUAGUGCAUUAAGGUAAUAACUCCCUAAACUUGCAUUGCAUUAACCGCAAUCAGCUGAAGUUAUAAUAGUCAUGUUGAACAUCAUAGUGUUUUUAAGAGGUUGGCAAGGGGAAGGUGAAAACCGAGAGGAUGGAUGUUAUAUUGAAGGGCAUUCUCUCUUCAAACCACCCCUACAAUAUCAAGAGGGACUUGCUUAUCAAGAUAGCUGAGAAGGGAUCAAGUUCCCAGUCAUCGGGGACGGUUCAGUCGGUACUUGAACUCACAGUUAAAUGGUUUCUGGAAGGAGACUCUGAUCUGCAGUGUGACUAUGGGUUAGAGAUUUAUAAAUCAUGGGCGCGGCAUAAUCUUGUUACUUUUGAAGAAUUCUUUAAUAAAGAUUACUUGCUAACCAUUUUGUCAAAGAAAUAUAGAAAUAGUGGGAAUGUUGGUAUUCUGUUAACAGAAAGCAUGAAACUUUUGCAGAGGACGUCGAUGUUUAGACAACAUUGUACUGUGAUAGAGGCGAAAGCUGUGAGCUAUGUGAAAGAACACCCGUACAUUGAGUGCUUGACAAACUUUGCAGAAUUCCUGCUAGAAUUCAAGGAGUGUGUGCCAAAAGGGGACUUGACUUUGCAUUUUUGUACAAACUUGAUUCUCUCCCUUAGUUUAUGUAGCCCUCCAGAAGUGGAGAGUGGUUUAGUAGUCUACAUCAAAAGUGCCAACACAGUUGCUUCCCUAUUGUCACAGAUCUGGAGCUCCUCUGAUUCACAGGUGGUUCUAGGCUGUUUAAAGGAGAUAUUCAGAAUAAUAUCAUCUCCCUGUGAUGUGGAACCAUCCGUAUGUCUCGGUUCCCUGGUUCAGUACCUACCCGUGGAAAUGAUUGGCACAGUUGUAAAGAACGUUAUAUCAGACUCGAGUAUCGACAACAAUAGCAUGGUUACGGCUAUACAGCGGAUUAUUGACUGGUUACAGUGGCCGACAGCACGUUUCGUUGACCAUUGGGUCAUAGCCUUCCUCAAAGGUCUUGCUUCUGUUCAGAAGUACAGCAUCCUGAUCACAGUCACAGAGAACAAAGCAGAUCAGAUAUUUGAGAAGUUACAGUUUGCCCCAGUUAGAGAACCUGGAUUAAACAUCAUCUGUCACAUGUUACUGAGCUUCCAGCAUUCACCUGAGCCUUUCCACAAGAUUUUACCAAUGGUUCCAAAAAUAGUUGGAGAAUGGAAAGCAGACAGCUCGGAGUUUUCGCAACAUCUUGUCACAAGACUCGCAGAAUUACUUCACGUUCUGAUGUAUCUACAUGGCGGCUUCCCUGAACUCUACGACCCUGUAUAUGAGGUUAUAAAGGUAUUCCCAAAACCGUCUCCCGAUGUUAUCAAAUUCAAAUUACUGGAGUCAAAGUGGACAGCACAUCGUGAUGGACAAGCAUACGUUCCCAGAUCAUACCAGCCGAAGGCAGAAAUGGGAAAAACAGGGCUGUUUAACCUUGGAAACACAUGCUAUAUGAACAGUAUAAUACAGGCACUAUAUAUGUGUGAUAGUUUCCGCAAUGGUUUACUACAGCACCAGCCGUCACUUGAACAAUCGUUGGUUGUGAAGUUACAGUAUGUGUUUGCUUUCCUCAGUCUCUCACAGAGACCAGCUUAUGCCCCAGUUAAUUUCCUGGCUGCUUCCAGGCCUGUAUGGUUCACAGCUGGUUUCCAGCAGGACUGUUCAGAGUUUCUCAAGUACCUGCUAGAUCAGCUUCAUGAGCAGGAAACUAAAUACCUUACAGCUAGUAGAAGUCCUAAGUCUCCGAGUAAGGAGAAAAGGAAAUCAGAAUCUACAAAACCGACAUUGAUUGAAGAAAAUUUUGGAGGUACUAUGAGCACAACUCUAACGUGUUUGAACUGUAAAGCUGAAUCGAAAAAGGAAGAAAUGUUCAUGGAUUUACCCCUUGCAUUCCCAGACUACAAUUCAACCAGUCAAAAAUCCCUUGCCGGUGGCGAUAGUAAGAUGUCCACACGUUCACAUACUACUACAAGCACGGCUCCAAGGCCAACAACGAGUGUUCCGCCUGAGGAGAUGAACUGUUUACAUUUAAAUGAUCUGUUAAAACAUUAUUUGAAACCUGAAAAACUGGUCGAUGAUAACAAAUAUUUCUGUGAUAAUUGUGGCGGGCUUCAGGAAGGGGAGAGAAAAAUUAAAAUUGUGAAGACGCCAGAAUAUCUCAUCCUUACUUUGCUCAGAUUUUCUUAUGAUACAAAACUUCAGUCCCGUUCAAAAAUUUUCAGAGAAGUAAAGUAUCCAAAGACAUUACUUAUUCCAGUAGAGGAUGAAGCACGAGGUGCAACCUCAGAACGAAGGAAAAGAUGCAAUUCGUUACGUUCCUCGGUCGCAAACCAGUUAGAAAAAUGUGGUUUAGAUAUGGAUGUAGACUGUGCAGACGUUUACUCUCUGUGUUCAGUAGUGGUGCAUUCUGGGACAUCAUCAGACUGCGGACAUUACUAUUGUUAUGCAAGACAUUCUGUUAUUACGAAUUCAGAAAAUGUGCAGGCAAAUAUGCAGGACUUUUCACACGAAGAUGAGAUUGACUUUCUGCAAGAUAAAUGGUAUCUGUUUAACGAUAGCCGUGUGUCGUAUGCCAGUUAUAACUCGUUCUGCAAUGUGAGUCAGCGUUUUACCAAGGAUACAGCAUACGUAUUGAUGUACAGAAAAAUAGAUGCAGAGAAAAUUGGAGUUGACUACAAGAUUGGGUUGGAUCAGUGGAUACAGCCGACUAAAAUAGAUGCUCCGCUGAGGUCUGAUUUGAGAGCAGCUGUUGUAAAAGACAACAAAAUUUACCUACAAGAACAGGAAAAUGCUGCAGCCAAAAAUUCGAGUCGGAAACGUCCCAAUGAUUCCACAUGGUAUAACUGGAAAGACGACGAUGAUAAAGGGGGCACAGGACCAUGUGGAGGUGGGGGAGGCAGUCUUGGAGACCUUGAUACAUCUGGGGCAAGAUUUGUCUUCUAAACACGUCAGAAUUUGAGGAUUUCAAAAGCAGAGAAGGGCCUCAUAGAACAAUUAGAGAAAGAAUAGGAGCAUCUGUUUAUAAACACUUUAUUGUGGAAAAAUGAUGAGGUGCCACUGUCAUCAACAGCUGUAGGAUAUUAAAGAAAUGUGUGGACACCUCUGUGUAUCAGAAACUACAGAUAACAGUGGGUCAUGGGGUAAAGAUAAAAAUUUAUGUACCGGUACAGCGGCAUUUGUAUAAAAAUUUCGACCAUCUCAAUUGAAGAGGAAACUAAAAACCUAUUAAAAAGUUUACGUGCUUCAUUUGUUCUCCUUAUGGAGAUCUCAGAUUAGAUGGAGAGUAUCUACUUUAUAUAGGGCAAAUGUGUUUAAACUUUGUAGUGAUACACAAGAUGUAUAAUUAUCUGUAACAAUGUAUGGAAAUUGAUGUCUUAAAUUUCUAUUGAAAUAAUGGGAAAAUAUUUUAAACAUUGAAAAACAGUUUGUGUAUGACAUUUUACUGAAUUAUUUAAAGUGUGAUAGAAAUUUUAUAAACAUUCUGUUUAUGAAUUAUGCAUGAAUACAUCCAAGGAUUUCCUUUGAAUUUCAAAUUGUAAGCAUAAUUUACCAAAAACAGCAAUUUUCAUAAAAUUGACAUGAAUUCAAAAUUUGUAUAAUGGUGUUCUCUUUCCUGUUACAAUGUGUGUAAUCUAUUCACAUUAUCAUAUACAUU
This is a messenger RNA of Mercenaria mercenaria, 4690 nucleotides long. Its product is annotated as ubiquitin carboxyl-terminal hydrolase 38-like. Gene Ontology annotation, biological process: protein deubiquitination. The record is from RefSeq and is a predicted model, not a curated record. Bases 1138 to 3978 code for a protein of 946 amino acids. Gene Ontology annotation, cellular component: cytosol; nucleus. Gene Ontology annotation, molecular function: cysteine-type endopeptidase activity; cysteine-type deubiquitinase activity. NCBI's taxonomy places the organism in Eukaryota, Metazoa, Mollusca, Bivalvia, Venerida, Veneridae. The transcript is spliced from 9 exons.